This is a messenger RNA of Apaloderma vittatum (bar-tailed trogon), 576 nucleotides long. RefSeq names its product Sjoegren syndrome nuclear autoantigen 1 homolog. Lineage: Eukaryota; Metazoa; Chordata; Aves; Trogoniformes; Trogonidae. The record is from RefSeq and is a predicted model, not a curated record. The transcript has a single exon. The coding region runs from base 63 to 407 and encodes 114 amino acids. Gene Ontology annotation, cellular component: ciliary basal body; centrosome.
GCAGAAAGCUGUUGCUGAGAGGGGCCUUUGAGGGAGCAGCAGCCGAGCUCAGGGAGGGGAGGAUGACUCAGCAGGGAGCUGUUCUUCAGGGUUACAAUAACGAACUAGUGAAAUGUAUUGAAGAUCUGUGUAUGCAAAAAGAAGAGCUGAACAAACAAAUCCAGCAAGCAGAAGAGGAAAAAAAUAAACUCCAGCAUGAAAUCCAAGUCCUGAACGAACAACUAGAGUGUGUGUGUGAAAACCUGGCCCAAAAGGUAGCUUCACGGAAUGAACUUGAUAAAAUUCUUGCAGAAACUGAAGCUGCUUACAUGAAGAUUUUGGAUAGUUCUAGAACUUUACUUAAUGUCCUGAAGAAGGAAGUGGGAAGCUUAAAGCAUACACCAGAACUGAAAACCAAUGUAACGUGAAACAGUCAAAUGUUUGGACUCCCCAGUGUUAAAAUUCCAGUAGGUGAGAAAUGUGGAUAGCCACAGAACCUUACAACAGUGUAAGCAGGGAGGGAUUUUCUUCCAAUCUCUCUGUGUAUUUUGUUAUUUUUUUUAAAUGCACUAGAAAAUAGAUGAAAUAAAGUUUCUG